CACUACUAUAUAACAAAUAAUUUGAGCUAAAAUAUGUCUGGAUCACGUGACAACUACAUAACUCCUGCUGAAUCAGACUGCUUAGCUCAGAUCGAAUGUGAACGUACAACUGCUAAACAGGAGAUAGAAAACAUCCAGCACAUCCUGUGGCUAAACUUUCAGGACACAGCUCACUACACAGCAGCGCUGUGCAAAGACAGAGGCGCUACUAACAGCAACGUACUGCAGUUUCAGUUCCAGCAGUCAGCCAUAGCUGUCACCAGGCUUUACAAAGAUAGUGUAGACGCGGUUGAGAGAGCAUUUGAACUAGGUCAACAGUACGGAAAAGUUGCCUACAGAAGAGACUUAUCAACAUGGUCUAAGAGGAAGAAAAGAAAGAUUAACAGACUUGAUUUUUUGAAACAACUAGCACGUAAGAACUGUCCCACCACGCCCCUUACAUCUGAUAACGAGAGUGACGAUCUAAGCUGCGUGCUAUCCAGUCUCGGGGUCGCCUCACCCCGCUCCGGUCCAUCUUCUAGCCUGGCAUCCCCACGAAAUACCUACGGGGAGCCAAGCGGGCUGCAGUCUCGGCAGGAGGGACAGAAUGGUAGGCCAAACAGAGAACUUCAGAUGAACAGACAGAGCAGAGAAGGUCAGAACAGCAGACAGCAGUCGCCCUCUCCUCCCUCCACACCACCCCACUCUUCAGCCCCCUCAUAUUACGUCAGUAGGAAACGGAAAGCUGAGAACUUGUUGGACGAGUUUUUAGAAACAGUUCAUAGUUCUAAAAGAAACAGACAAUGAAAUUACUGUGAUCUUAACAAACUCAAAUAGAAAUUGAAGAUUCUAAUUAAUAAUAAAUAGACAUUUAAUUGUAGAAAAUCGAAUCUCGAUUCACAGAUUUAGCUUAAAACUAAAUCUUGAGUUUGUAUUGAAAACAAAUAUGUUAAUUAUCUAAGUUGUUUGAUUGGUUAUUUUUUGAUAUUAAGGUUGAAAACGUCUAAAGAGUUAUGUUAUAUGUA
This is a messenger RNA of Bolinopsis microptera, 1004 nucleotides long. Its product is annotated as HUWE1-associated protein modifying stress responses-like. The record is from RefSeq and is a predicted model, not a curated record. The transcript has 5 exons. The coding region runs from base 34 to 786 and encodes 250 amino acids. Lineage: Eukaryota; Metazoa; Ctenophora; Tentaculata; Lobata; Bolinopsidae.